This is a messenger RNA of Suricata suricatta (meerkat), 2451 nucleotides long. It is a transcript of the gene SMURF1, whose product is annotated as SMAD specific E3 ubiquitin protein ligase 1. Gene Ontology annotation, molecular function: protein binding; ubiquitin protein ligase activity. The coding region runs from base 1 to 2175 and encodes 724 amino acids. Gene Ontology annotation, biological process: ubiquitin-dependent protein catabolic process; negative regulation of BMP signaling pathway. The record is from RefSeq and is a predicted model, not a curated record. NCBI's taxonomy places the organism in Eukaryota, Metazoa, Chordata, Mammalia, Carnivora, Herpestidae. The transcript is spliced from 18 exons.
AUGGGCAUCUACAAAGACCCCACAGCUAACAGCGUGCUCAAUGUGUUAUGUGCCAAGAACCUUGCAAAGAAAGACUUCUUCAGACUCCCCGACCCCUUUGCAAAGAUCGUGGUGGACGGAUCUGGGCAGUGCCACUCAACGGACACUGUGAAAAACACAUUGGACCCAAAAUGGAACCAGCACUAUGAUCUAUAUGUUGGGAAAACGGAUUCCAUAACCAUCAGCGUGUGGAACCACAAGAAGAUUCACAAGAAGCAGGGAGCUGGCUUUUUGGGCUGUGUGCGGCUGCUUUCCAAUGCCAUCAGCAGAUUAAAAGAUACUGGAUACCAGCGUUUGGAUCUAUGCAAACUAACUCCCUCAGAUACUGAUGCAGUUCGUGGCCAAAUAGUGGUCAGUUUACAGACACGAGACAGAAUAGGCACUGGAGGGUCUGUGGUAGACUGCAGAGGACUGUUAGAGAAUGAAGGAACCGUGUAUGAAGACUCAGGACCUGGAAGGCCGCUCAGCUGCUUCAUGGAGGAGCCAGCCCCUUACACAGACAGUACUGGUGCUGCGGCGGGGGGAGGGGACUGUAGAUUUGUGGAGUCCCCGAGUCAAGACCAAAGGCUCCAGGCGCAGCGACUUCGAAAUCCUGAGGUCCGGGGGUCACUACAGACGCCCCAGAACCGUCCCCACGGCCACCAGUCACCAGAACUUCCCGAAGGCUAUGAACAAAGGACAACAGUGCAGGGGCAAGUUUACUUUUUGCACACACAGACUGGAGUCAGCACGUGGCACGACCCCAGGAUACCAAGAGACCUUAACAGCGUGAACUGUGAUGAACUCGGACCACUGCCACCAGGCUGGGAAGUCAGAAGUACAGUCUCGGGGAGAAUAUAUUUUGUAGAUCAUAAUAACCGAACAACCCAGUUUACAGACCCAAGGUUACAUCACAUCAUGAAUCACCAGUGCCAACUAAAGGAGCCCAGCCAGCCGCUGCCAUUACCCAGUGAGGGCUCUGUGGAAGAUGAGGAGCUUCCCGCCCAGAGAUACGAAAGGGACUUAGUACAAAAGCUGAAGGUCCUCAGACACGAGCUUUCGCUUCAGCAACCCCAAGCUGGUCAUUGCCGCAUCGAAGUGUCCAGAGAAGAAAUAUUUGAGGAAUCUUAUCGCCAGAUCAUGAAGAUGCGACCGAAGGAUCUGAAAAAGCGGCUGAUGGUCAAGUUCCGGGGAGAAGAAGGUUUGGAUUAUGGCGGAGUGGCCAGGGAGUGGCUCUAUUUAUUGUGCCACGAAAUGUUGAAUCCGUAUUACGGACUCUUCCAGUAUUCUACGGACAACAUUUACAUGUUGCAAAUCAACCCGGAUUCUUCAAUCAACCCCGACCAUCUGUCUUAUUUCCAUUUCGUGGGUCGGAUCAUGGGUCUCGCGGUGUUCCAUGGACACUACAUAAACGGGGGCUUCACGGUUCCCUUCUACAAGCAGCUCCUGGGGAAACCCAUCCAGCUCUCUGAUUUGGAGUCGGUGGACCCCGAACUCCAUAAGAGCUUAGUGUGGAUUCUAGAGAAUGACAUCACCCCUGUGUUGGACCACACUUUCUGUGUGGAGCACAAUGCUUUCGGGAGGAUUCUUCAGCAUGAACUGAAACCCAACGGCCGCAAUGUUCCUGUCACAGAGGACAACAAGAAAGAAUAUGUCCGGUUGUAUGUAAAUUGGAGGUUCAUGAGGGGGAUUGAAGCGCAGUUCUUAGCUCUUCAGAAGGGGUUUAAUGAACUCAUUCCUCAACACUUACUGAAGCCGUUUGACCAGAAGGAACUGGAGCUGAUCAUAGGCGGCCUGGACAAGAUCGACGUGAGCGACUGGAAGUCCAACACUCGGCUGAAGCACUGUGUGGCCGACAGCAACGUGGUCCGGUGGUUCUGGCAGGCCGUGGAGACCUUCGAUGAGGAGAGGAGGGCCAGGCUGCUGCAGUUCGUGACGGGCUCCACGCGGGUCCCUCUCCAAGGCUUCAAGGCUUUGCAAGGCGCAGCAGGGCCCCGGCUCUUCACCAUCCACCUGAUCGACGCCAACACGGACAACCUGCCAAAGGCCCACACCUGCUUUAAUCGGAUUGACAUUCCACCUUAUGAGUCGUACGAGAAGCUCUAUGAGAAGCUGCUGACGGCCGUGGAGGAGACUUGCGGGUUUGCCGUGGAGUGAGGAGAGCACCAAAGGCAACAGAUUCUAGCUCACGACCACCAGACCAAAAGCAAGCUUUCUGUGCGCCUCCUGCGAAGCUGGCUGAGGCCCGGGAACCCUAGAUGACCCGAGGGAAAGGCUUUUCUCCCCUCCUUUCCGUUGGGGGAGUGAGGGGGGUGGGGGGACUUCGGCUGGUGGCUCCCACCCAUAUUUUCCUCCUUUCUGACGGUGACCCCACCCCCUUCCAUCGCCCAUCCAAUAAAAUGCAGCCAGGUUUAGCAUUUGGCUUCGGUCCCA